Molecule: messenger RNA, 3167 nt
Organism: Mytilus trossulus (common blue mussel)
Lineage: Eukaryota; Metazoa; Mollusca; Bivalvia; Mytilida; Mytilidae
Product: BTB/POZ domain-containing protein 16-like
Exons: 19
Coding region: 180-2207 (675 amino acids)
Source: RefSeq, a predicted model, not a curated record
UCUUUAAAUUUCACCACAGAAUUUUGUUAAAUUCAAUGCAGUUAAAAAUAAUGCAUGCUAAUCAGUUGAUAAGAUACUGAUUGGUGGUCAUUUGUUCGGAUCAAGUUCUAUAUUGACGAUUAAGACUAUUUUGUAGUACGCAAGCUUACAGCAUCAGCUGUAGUGUGGUCAAGCUGAUAAUGGCGGAAGUUUCAAGAAACGUACCUCCUCAGCUGUCGAGGAUGAGUACAACUUCAUACUUUCCCACAAUUCCCAGAGGAGUUCCAAAAGCUGCUAUUUCAUAUUCACAGUCUGUCAAUGAAGCGCCAUAUACAGCAUUGAUGGGUGUGAUUGUGGAUGGAAGGUAUCCAGAAAGGCAUGCUGUUACACCACGAUGUAGAGUCAGGAAACAGGUUGGAGGUACCAACAGAUGGCGCUUGCCAGAUUCCCUUGGGAGUGACCUCCUUGGCAGCCGGCAAGCCAUCAAAUCUAUCAACAUGCCAUACAACUCAAAUAUGGUUAAUAUUAUAACAGCUGAGAAUCCUCAGUCAUCUUUACACCUAGAGGCUGAUAGACCUUAUGUAUUCCAUCAAGUAGUAGAUCGGCCAGUCACAGUAUCUCAAGUACCAAGUACAGCUAGCAGUAAACCAGGUUUUGGACUACUUUCCAGGGAAUCUACUGUACUUGUCCGAGCUCCUUCAAGGCUAAGGGGUCCAACACCCAGUACUUCAGGUCCAAUUAGGAAGUUUAUACCUGCUAAUGCCAGACCAGCUACACCUAAAGAUAUAUUUCUGUACCAUUCCAAAAAAAGCCAGAGUUUUAUUGGACCAGGGUACCUUGGACCUUUGUCUAAAUAUGAUGUAGUUUUAAAGUGUUUAGGAAUGGACUGGGAAUUACAUCGACCAUACUUACAGAAAUCUGAGGUUCUAUCACAGUUACUGAAACAAGCAGGAGAGCCUCACAUGCAGAAAUACUAUAGAAAUCCAGCCUCUGAAACAUUAGAUACCUACAUCAAGAAAAAUCAUGUUUACAGUAAUGAGUACAAAGAUAUAAGCAAUAGAUUAAGCAUGGUUGAAGGAGAUGAAGAAGGACCUAAGAAAUUAGAUCAUCCAGCACAUACAUCAGAGAAGAGAAUCAGUAGUGUUACAAUGAUUAAACUUGAUAUCAAAGAUCCACUCAUCACUAAAACAGCCAUGGCAGUUGCUCUAGGUAACCUUUACCAUGAUGAGUUAGACGUUGACCUUGAAGACGUAGCUAAUGUUCUAGCUGCAUCUUCACAAAUUGGCUAUAAAGCUUUACAAAAUGGAUGUGCAAGAUUAAUGCUAAAUAAUAUUUCCUAUAAAACUGUGUGUAGAUAUCAUCAUGCUUGUACAAAGUAUCAACAAGAAGAGGUUGUAAAAGCUUGUGAAAGAUGGUUAGAACUAAACUUGUUACCAGAGUUGUCAAAUCAGAUAUAUCUUAGAGAAAUCAGCAUGGAACUGUUACAGAAAAUACUCAAGUCUAAUAGGUUAUAUGUACCCAAUGAGUACACUGUAUACAGAACUUUAUCUUACUGGUUAUUCCUACAACUAAAUUCCAGUAUUCAGUUGAUGCCGUCUCAUAGUACAGUAUUAUCAUACUUCAACAGUUUACCAAAAACAGGAUCCUUCCUAGAAAGAGACGAUGGCCAAAUUUAUGGACCAUUGUUUUCAGCUGUCAGGUUACAAGGAGUUACAGAUACUAAUCAAAUUCGAGAUAUGCAGUUGAUGAACAUCUUACCACAGAGUCAGUUGAUAGAUUUAUUAACACAACAUUAUCAUGCUCUGCAAGGAGGAGGAGAUAUGUCUGCAUUAAAGCAUUUCAACACUGGAGCUAUUAGACAGGGAUUUAUUAUAGAUGAGGAACCCCAUUAUCACUCAGAAGUGUUGUCCAUACAUGGAUUUCACUUUGAAUUAAAAGCUGCUAGAAAUGCUAUAGGCCAAUUAUCUAUAUAUAUGCAGAGAUUAAAACCUGGAGACCCAAUUUUAAGUUUCCGUCAAUGUGAGCGUCACACAUUUUCAAUAAGGACAGAUCGUGAAGUUAGAUACUGUAUAAUGGUUCAAGACUCAGGGGAUGACUUAAAAACAACAGGAAUAGUAUCACAAAAGUUUGGAUUGGGUGAGAAAGUAGGGAAAAGUGAGAUAUUACAGCUGGACAAGAUUAGAACACCUCUGUAUAUAAGUUUCUGUCUCCUGUUUCCUGCAUCAUGAGACAGUUUAUGUUGACAGAUAACAGUUAUAUUAUAAUACUGAGCAUCGCUGGGUUACUGAAUUCUACAUAUGUUAUAACAUUACUAAAUUAAAUGUACUGUUGAUUUAAUAUUUAUUGUGGGGUACUCAUAUUUGUGGAUUUCAAGGGUAAAGAUGAAUCUUAAUAAGUGUUCUACGAUAUACAACUUGUGUGUAGAGAUUUUCAAACUGUAAAACCCAAUAGCACAAUUUUUUCCUUGAUUCUAUAAAAUUGCUGAUUACAAAAAAGAAAUAAAACAGUAAGAUAACAAGUCAAAUUUAGAGAAUGUUCACUCUGUCUGUGCAGAAAUUUAUUUAGUGAUAAACAAUGGUAUAAAAUCUGAAUAAAAAUUUAUGAAGGUUUAAAGUUUUAAAUUCCCCAGAGAGUGUUUUCUUGACAAGCCCCUGUUCAAACAAAACCCAAUAUUAAGAUGUUUUGGUAGUAAAAAGGGAGACAACUCUGAUGUCACCUCUUUAAAUUUAUAAUUCUGUUUGAUAAGUCUGCUUUUUGAGAAAUAUCCAUCAUUUAAAUAGAUAUGUAGGAUUUCUUUAUAUUAUAGAAUAAUUAACAAGGAUUUCCAUUCCUAUUUGAUAAGGAGGAUGACAUUAUUUUGGGGUGUGGGAUUUAAGGGGUAAAAAUUGUUGGGGAUUUGGUUGGAUCUGGGAAACAAAUUGGGAAACAUUAUCUAGAAAGUAGAUUGGGAAAUGAGCAUUCCUAUGUCACCCCCUCUUAAUUUCAAAUCUGAAGAUACAUUUAGGAACUUUUUUAAUGGCCAAGUAUGGCUGCAAAAUUAAAUUGGAUUUCAGCAUUUAAUUUAUAGACAUAUGUAGUGUGGAAUAUCAUGUGUUUUAUUUUAUACUGUGAUAAGUGACUGCCAGUUUUGCUCAAAGUGCUUGUGUGUUGUCUUUUUGCACAUUUUAAGCUGUGAUAUAACACCAUGU